Molecule: messenger RNA, 6069 nt
Organism: Gorilla gorilla gorilla (western lowland gorilla)
Lineage: Eukaryota; Metazoa; Chordata; Mammalia; Primates; Hominidae
Gene: TUBGCP6
Product: tubulin gamma complex component 6
Exons: 25
Coding region: 184-6027 (1947 amino acids)
Biological process (GO): mitotic cell cycle; spindle assembly; cytoplasmic microtubule organization
Cellular component (GO): gamma-tubulin complex; spindle pole; microtubule organizing center
Molecular function (GO): gamma-tubulin binding; microtubule minus-end binding
Source: RefSeq, a predicted model, not a curated record
UUACUCUGAGUAGAGCGACCGCAAGGCCUCCUUUAAAAAUACCAGUUCUGAGCUUCGGCAUUGGAGAGGCCGCCUGUCAUUGAGCCUCUUCAGACCCUCUCUCACUCCCUGUCUUCCGGAGCGUGAGUGAAGCCCGGGUGAGGUGUUUUCCCGCACGCCGGGGGCCCGGAGCUGAGAGGGGGCAUGGCCAGCAUCACGCAGCUGUUCGACGACCUGUGUGAGGCCCUCCUGCCGGCUGCCAAGACUCACCUGGGCCAGCGCAGUGUGAACCGGAAGAGGGCAAAGCGGAGCCUCAAGAAGGUGGCCUACAAUGCUCUUUUCACAAAUCUUUUUCAAGAUGACACUCAACAGCUGCAGCCUGACAUGUCCAAACUACCAGCGAGAAACAAGAUCCUCAUGUUGUCCUUUGACUUGAGAGUGGGUGGCCUGGGCCCCAAGGCCGACCGUUUGGAGGAGCUUGUGGAGGAGCUUGAAGCAGCCCCUUGCUGUCCGCUUUUGGAGGUGGGGUCUGUUUUGGACCUCCUGGUUCAGCUGGCAGGGAGUGGUCCCCCUCAAGUUCUGCCGAGAAAACGAGACUACUUCCUUAACAACAAGCAUGUGGGGAGAAACGUUCCGUACAGCGGCUAUGAUUGCGACGACCUGAGUGUGUUUGAGAUGGACGUUCAGUCUCUCAUCUCCAGAGAAGAGUGUUUGUGUCACACCAUGAUCCAGGAAACACUUCAGGUUAUGGAGGCUGCUCCAGGCACUGGCCUGCCCACCGUCGGGCUCUUCUCAUUUGGUGACCCUUGUGGUGACAGGUUCGAGAGAGACACCCGGGUCUCGCUCUUCGGGGCCCUUGUGCACAGCCGCACUUAUGACAUGGACGUCCGACUGGGCCUGCCCCCCGUGCCAGACAAUGCGGACCUCUCUGGGCUGGCUAUUAAGGUCCCACCGAGUGUGGAUCAGUGGGAAGACGAAGGAUUCCAGUCAGCGUCCAACUUGACUCCUGAUUCCCAGUCUGAGCCCAGCGUGACCCCAGACGUGGACCUGUGGGAAGCCGCACUCACCUAUGAGGCCAGCAAGCGGAGGUGCUGGGAGCGAGUCGGCUGCCCCCCUGGCCACAGAGAGGAACCUUACCUGACGGAGGCGGGAAGGGACGCUUUCGACAAGUUCUGCAGGCUCCGCCAAGGGGAGCUCCAGCUGCUUGCCGGGGGCGUCCUACAGGCCCCGCAGCCCGUGCUGGUGAAGGAGUGCGAGCUGGUGAAAGACGUGCUGAACGUCUUGAUUGGGGUCGUGUCUGCCACGUUUUCCCUCUGCCAGCCGGCCCAGGCCUUUGUGGUGAAGCGGGGCGUCCACGUGUCAGGAGCGUCUCCCGAGAGCAUCAGCAGCCUGCUCUCGGAAGUGGCCGAGUAUGGGACCUGCUACACGCGCCUGAGUCAUUUCUCUCUGCAGCCCGUCCUGGACUCUUUGUACAGCAAGGGCCUCGUGUUCCAGGCCUUCACCAGUGGCCUGAGGAGGUACCUGCAGUAUUACCGGGCCUGCGUCCUUUCCACUCCGCCCACCCUGAGCCUCCUCACCAUUGGUUUUCUCUUCAAGAAACUUGGCCGGCAGCUCAGGUGCCAUCAGAGAAGGAAGAGUGAGGAGCUGGGCGUUGGGAGCAGUGGGAGAGGCGACCUUCCAGGCCGAGGAGCAGAGUGUGGAAGCGCGGAGGAGACCCAAGGGCUGAGACACUGUGGGGCAGGGGAGCUGGGCUGUGAAGGGUACCUGGCCGAGCUCUGUGGUGUUGGCGCUGUGCUCCCGGGCACCUGUGGAGGAGGCCCCAGGGCCGCGUUUCCCACCGGCGUGAAGCUGCUGUCCUACCUCUACCAGGAGGCUCUGCACAACUGCAGCAAUGAGCACUACCCUGUACUGCUGUCCCUGCUGAAGACCAGCUGCGAGCCCUACACCCGGUUCAUCCACGACUGGGUGUACAGCGGGGUGUUCAGAGACGCUUAUGGCGAGUUCAUGAUUCAGGUGAACCAUGAGUACCUCAGCUUCCGAGAUAAGUCGUACUGGACACAUGGCUACGUGCUCAUCUCCAAAGAGGUGGAGGACUGUGUUCCCGUGUUUCUGAAGCACAUUGCCCACGACAUAUACGUCUGCGGAAAGACCAUUAACCUGCUGAAGCUCUGCUGCCCUCGGCAUUACCUCUGUUGGUCCGACGUCCCUGUCCCCCGGAUCUCGGUGAUUUUCUCCCUUGAGGAGUUGAAGGAGAUUGAGAAGGACUGUGCCGUCUACGUUGGGCGCAUGGAGAGGGUGGCCCGCCACAGCUCUGUCAGCAAGGAGGAGAAGGAAUUACGUAUGGAAAUUGCAAAACAAGAAUUAAUCGCUCAUGCCCGGGAAGCAGCAUCCAGGGUCCUGAGUGCACUGAGUGACCGGCAGAUGUCAGAACGGAUGGCCUUGGAUGCCCGGAAGCGUGAGCAGUUUCAGAGGCUGAAAGAACAAUUUGUGAAGGACCAGGAGCGACGCCAGGCGGCCAGGCAGGAGGAGCUGGAUGAUGACUUCAGCUACGCCCGUGAACUCCGAGACAGGGAGAGAAGGCUGAAGUCCCUGGAGGAGGAGCUGGAGAGGAAGGCGAGGCAGGCACUGGUCGACCACUACAGCAAGCUCUCUGCAGAGGCAGCUCGUCGGGAGCAGAAGGCACUGUGGAGAAUCCAGAGGCACCGACUGGAGAGUGCACGGCUUCGUUUUCUCUUAGAAGAUGAGAAACACAUUCAGGAGAUGCUGAAAGCAGUGUCUGAGGCUCACCAGCCCCAGGAGCCGCCAGACGUCCUCUUGAGCGUGCACCCCCAGGUCACGUCUCCGGGCCCUGAGCACCCAGAGGGAGGCCAAGGCUGUGAUUCUGGGUCUGCAGAGCAACACUCGCCUGCCUGGGAUGGCCGGAACAGGCCAGGCCUGCUGACCGCACAGCCCCUUAAGCCUCUAGCAGUGGGGGCUGGUGGCACGGGGCUGCAGCAGGCGGAGGAGGCCAGACCCUUCUCUGACAGCCUCAGCAUUGGAGACUUCCUACCUGUGGGCCCAGGGGCUGAGCCAUCCGUGCAGACUGGCAUGGUCCCUCUCCUGGAGGUGGCGCUGCAGACCAUUAACUUGGACCUGCCCCCCUCAGCUCCUGGGGAGGCACCCGCAGCAGCCAGCACUCAGCCCUCCAGGCCACAGGAGUACGACUUUAGUACUGUCCUGAGGCCAGCUGUGGCCACCUCACCUGCACCAGGGCCCCUGCAGGCUGCAGAGUGCAGCUUGGGCAGCUCAGGGCUACAGCUGUGGGAGGACAGUUGUGGGAAGAUGGAUGCCUGUGGCUCCGCCUCGCGGGAGACUCUGCUCCCCUCACACCCACCCAGGCGUGCUGCUCUGGAGGAGGGGAGCAGCCAGCCCACAGAGCGGCUCUUUGGGCAGGUGUCAGGGGGUGGUCUUCCCACAGGGGACUACGCUUCUGAAAUAGCUCCCACCUGGCCACGGUGGAACACCCAUGGGCACGUGUCUGACGCCAGCAUCAGGGUUGGGGAGAAUGUGUCAGAUGUGGCUCCCACCCGGCCACGGUGGAACACCCACGGACACGUGUCCAAUGCCAGCAUCAGCUUAGGGGAGUCUGUGUCAGAUAUGGCUCCCACUCGGCCACGGUGGAACAUCCAUGGACAUGUGUCCAACGCCAGCAUCAGGGUCGGGGAGAAUGUGUCAGAUGUGGCUCCCACCAGGCCACGGUGGAAUACCCACGGGCACGUGUCCAACGCCAGCAUCAGGGUUGGGGAGAACGUGUCGGACGUGGCUCCCACCCGGCCACGGUGGAACACCCAUGGACACGUGUCCGAUGCCAGCAUCAGCUUGGGGGAGUCUGUGUCAGACGUGGCUCCCGCCCGGCCACGGUGGAACACCCAUGGACACGUGUCUGAUGCCAGCAUCAGCUUGGGGGAGUCUGUGUCAGACAUGGCUCCCACCCGGCCACGGUGGAACACCCACAGACAUGUGUCUGACACCAGCAUCAGGUUUGGGGAGAACGUAUCGGACGUGACUCCCAUCCGGUCACGGUGCAACACCCAUGGACACGUGUCUGACGCCAGCAUCAGCUUGGGGGAGCCUGUGUCGGAUGUGGUUUCCACCCGGCCACGGUGGAACACCCAUGUACCCAUCCCUCUGCCCCACAUGGCGCUGGGGGCUCUCUCACCAGAAGCUGAGCCCAACACACCCAGGCCCCAACAGAGCCCCCCUGGCCACACGUCCCAGUCAGCGCUCAGCCUGGGAGCACAGAGCACUGUGCUGGACUGUGGGCCACGGCUGCCUGUAGAAGUGGGGCCAUCUCUGUCCUCCCCCAGCUCAGGCUGCGGGGAGGGGAGCAUCAGCGUGGGGGAGAACGUGUCGGACGUGGCUCCCACCCAGCCAUGGUGGCCCAACACGCCGGGAGACAGUGUCUCUGAAGAACUAGGUCAGAGUAGGGUGGCUGGUGGUCAGGAGUGGGGCUGUGGGACGCACAGAGCCUGGGAGGUAGGCGGGCAGUGGGGUUGGUGGCAUGUGAAGUUCCCCUCAGGCCUCCUUGUCAGCCAGGACCUGGGCUGCUGUGGGGGACAUGGGAGGGGCUGCUUGAGCCAGGGCCGGCUCGGCUCUGCUCUGUACCCUCCACAGGCACUCGGCCCUGAUGCCCUCGUGUCCACUUGUGUCCACACAGGCCCUGGGAGGAGCGGGGACACUGAGGACCUCUCUCCAAAUUGGCCUCUCAACUCACAGGAAGACACAGCUGCCCAGAGCAGCCCAGGCCAUGGUGAGGAGGCGGAGGCAUCGGCGGCGGAGGCUCAGGGUGGGGAGCAGGCCUACCUGGCAGGCCUGGCAGGGCAGUACCACUUGGAGCGGUACCCGGACAGUUACGAGUCCAUGUCCGAGCCGCCCAUUGCUCAUCUUUUGCGCCCCGUGCUUCCCCGGGCCUUCACCUUCCCCGUGGACCCCCAGGUCCAGUCUGCCGCUGAUGAGACUGCUGUGCAGCUGAGCGAGUUGCUGACGCUGCCCGUGCUCAUGAAGCGCUCCAUCACGGCACCGCUGGCCGCCCACAUCUCCUUGGUGAACAAGGCCGCUGUCGACUACUUCUUCGUGGAGCUGCACCUGGAGGCGCACUAUGAGGCACUGCGGCACUUCCUGCUGAUGGAGGACGGCGAGUUCGCCCAGUCCCUUAGCGACCUGCUCUUUGAGAAGCUUGGAGCUGGGCAAACGCCCGGAGAGCUGCUCAACCCGCUGGUGCUGAACUCUGUGCUGAGCAAGGCCCUGCAGUGCAGCCUGCAUGGGGACACCCCGCACGCCUCCAACCUCUCCCUCGCUCUCAAGUACCUGCCCGAGGUGUUUGCCCCCAACGCCCCGGAUGUGCUGAGCUGCCUGGAGCUCAGGUACAAGGUGGACUGGCCUCUCAACAUUGUCAUCACCGAGGGCUGCCUGAGCAAGUACAGCGGCGUUUUCUCCUUCCUGCUGCAGCUGAAGCUCAUGAUGUGGGCGCUCAAGGACAUCUGCUUCCACCUCAAGCGCACAGCCCUGCUGAGCCACAUGGCCGGCUCUGUGCAGUUCCGUCAGCUGCAGCUGUUCAAGCACGAGAUGCAGCAUUUCGUGAAGGUCAUCCAGGGCUACAUCGCCAACCAGAUCCUGCACGUCACCUGGUGCGAGUUCAGGGCCAGGCUGGCCACCGUGGGCGACCUGGAGGAGAUCCAGCGUGCGCACGCAGAGUACCUGCACAAGGCCGUCUUCAGGGGCCUGCUCACGGAGAAGGCGGCGCCCGUCAUGAACGUCAUCCACAGCAUCUUCAGCCUCGUGCUCAAGUUCCGCAGCCAGCUCAUCUCCCAGGCCUGGGGGCCCGCUGGGGGCCCGCGGGGUGCAGAACACCCCAACUUUGCACUCAUGCAGCAGUCCUACAACACCUUCAAGUACUACUCCCACUUUCUCUUCAAAGUGGUGACCAAGCUGGUGAACCGCGGCUACCAGCCCCACCUGGAGGACUUUCUGCUGCGCAUCAACUUCAACAACUACUACCAGGACGCCUGAGGCUGCUCUGCGGGGGACGUGCACAAUAAAGGUGUUCUCGGA